AUGGCGGGAAAUUCGCAGACAUUGUAUACAGUUUUCCAGAAGCGCUCUAUUUGUGUUCGCGUUUUCGGGCACGUGCCGGAAGGAAUAUAUUGUACAUGGGGUUGGGCUAGACGGCGCUUCGUGGAAUUUUCGUCGAGAAACGACUUUUCGGGCACAGGGGACGGUCUAUGCGAUAAUGACGAUUACGCGGACAACGGGAAAAUUGUACGUCGUAAUCCGACCAACGAACGGUUUCUAUUUCCCGAUUACGAGUAA
Molecule: messenger RNA, 255 nt
Organism: Macrosiphum euphorbiae (potato aphid)
Lineage: Eukaryota; Metazoa; Arthropoda; Insecta; Hemiptera; Aphididae
Source: the annotation of a GenBank genome assembly